CUCCACAAGGAGCAUACAUAGACAUAUUGCACAAAACAGUGUAAGUUGAACAUUCAAACAAGUAUGUGCAAGGUAAAUAAAUGUCAACAGAAKACAUGGGUUAUUGUAACAUUCAUUAUUACGAGAGCUAAUUAAAAUAAAUCGUAUUUUGCAAGGAGGAACAUACUACUUUCUUCCACUGUUGUUACACUCAAAUCUGUCCCCGAUAUGUGAGGAAUAGUUGACAGCGCACGUCGGAGUCUUUACGCAAAACAGCUACAAUGUAAUGGACUUUUAAUUUCAAAACUCAUUUAAAAGAGUUGACAAGCCGGUGCAGCAACAACAUAUUACAUUAAACUAACCAUUGAUGGUGUCCUUUGAUAAAUAUUGUUCCUGCCAAGCUUAACGUUACGGACAUCAACAAUCUUGCGCGAACCUAGUAGCUGUAAAGCUAYCUAUCUAGUCAGUUAACGUUAGCUUCUUAGCUAACAACACUCUCCUAGUCGCCGGCUAUUUUUAGUGCAAUUAGGCAGCUAUUUCCAGACCAAGGCGUCACUCUCUUACGACCUGUUAAGUAAUUAUUGUCUCCCAUGAUCUCGUUAAGUUAGCUAAUCAUUUGUACAAAAUGUCAACGACAUCGUUGGAUAAGGAAUUGCAAGAGCGCUUGAGAGAGGCGUCUGCGAUUGGAGACAUCGACGAGGUGCGGAUUUUAGUGGAAAGCGGAGUAAAUGUCAACUCUCAAAACGAAAUAAACGGGUGGUAAGAAUGUUUGCAUUGGGCAUGCAAAGAGAACCACAAACCGGUUGUGUCGUACCUGCUGAACUCUGGCGCUGACCAAGAGAUCCUCACUGCUAAAGAUGAGCUGGCUGUCCAGCUGACCUCUAAGCCUGAAAUCAGAAGACUGUUAGGAGUUGAGGAGGAGGAAGUGCCUGAAAUCAAGGAGCCUGAGUUGCCAAUCAUCCCAAACUACCUGUCCAACCACCAUUCAUGUACAGUAAGAUGGACAACAAGGCUGAGCUCAUAUUGGCACAGACACCCCGAGCCCGAGAGAGGGGCCUUCAUUCCAUUGGCGCAGCAGAACGGAGUGUUGCCGAGCCCCGCCUCGUCUCUCACCGUCAACGGAGGCUGCCUAUGGACCUCUCCAUGGAGCCCCACCUGGUCAACCAUGGGGAGUACCACACUCGGUGCCCAUAAUGGGCCUGUGUGCUCUCCUCCCCUGCCCUCCCCCAGCACCACCAGCAGUAGCAGCCAAGCCCAGAUGGCUAACGCUAACCCAUCUAUGACCCGGCAGCAGUCCCUCCCUCAGCAGCUCAACUGUGGCCAGGGUGCUGGGGGUAACAUGCCUGCCUUCCAGCCUUUCUUCUUUACCAGUACAUUCCCUGUCAAUGUGCAAGAGCUGGUCCUAAAGGUGCGCAUCCAGAACCCCAACGCGCGGGAGAACGACUUCAUCGAGGUGGAGCUGGACAGACAGGAGCUGACCUACCGCUCGCUGCUCCGGGUGUGCUGCCGCGAGCUGGACAUCAGCGCCGAACACGUGGAGAAGAUCCGCAAGCUGCCCAACACCAUGCUACGAAAGGACAAAGACGUGUGGCUGCAGGACUUCCAGGAGUUAGAGGUGGUGCUGGAGAAGGCUGAGGCCUGGCACUCCUCUCUGGGGCGGAGCCUCACCGACAGACCCUGCUACAACAUGAAGGCCUCCAGACUCACCUACUAGAGACCCUGACAGACACCAGACAGACCUACAGACACCCAGACAGACCCUGACAGAACCCAGAGACCUGACAGACACCCAGACAGACCCUGAUGUCCAUAUGGACCCUACUAGCUCUCUAAUGGCCGUAAUAGCCACUAUCGUUAUUAGUCAAUUUCAUUGCAUUAUGAUCCGGUGUCGUUCAGGCAGCGUUAUUGGGUUUGUUUAAAAAUCCUGUUGUGUUAGCUAGGUAACGUGUCGCCCUGCCUGUCCUUGCCUUGCUCCCUGCCAGUCUGUCCCAUGCAGCGCUCGCUAACCGAUUACUCAUGCAUCAUGUCCUCAGUUAUAUACUGAAGAAUUUGGGCCUCCUUCCCUCUCUCUCCCCUCUUUCUUUCCCUCUGUCCCACUCUCUCCUCCUCUCUAGUUUGUGUUGUCGGGCUACAGUGGGACAUUGGCGUUGAGGACAGUGACAGUCUUCCUAGAUGGCUUAACUUAUGUACUGUACCCCUUUGUACUGGGCAUUAGUCAUACAUGUACUGUGGACUUGGCUCUGUGGAUGAUGGGGGUUGAGAAAGAGUAGAGGCCAUUUGAACAGCUCUUCUGUAUAGAGCCAUGGCUCUUAGUCCAACAUGGCGGGCUUAGUACAAUGUUGCAACACAGCUGACUUGCACACAGCAACAUGCAGUACUGCCGCUUUAGUGACAUAACAGGUGGCUGCCGACGUUCCAACUGGCAUUCACACAUGCUGCAGACUACACACACACACACACACUCAGUCAUACUCCCACACUUCCAGUGAUAUUUCCAGUUUUUCUUUCAGUGGUUGCCCAUGUUAUCACACUACCCUGUUUAUUUGUUCUUAGGUGGAUGCUGAUGGAGCUAUUAACAGAGAUGUUGCUUUUGUGCUACUGAGGUUUGAUCUCUAAGAGGGAGUGGGUGUGUAGUGUUGUCUCUCUUUGUGCUACUGAGGUUUGAUCAUCUAAGAGGGAGUGGGUGUGAGUGUUGUCUCUCUUUGUGCUACUGAGGUUGAUCAUCUAAGAGGGAGUGGUGUGAGUGUUGUCUCUCUUUGUGCUACUGAG
Messenger RNA from Salvelinus sp. IW2-2015, 2748 nucleotides. NCBI's taxonomy places the organism in Eukaryota, Metazoa, Chordata, Actinopteri, Salmoniformes, Salmonidae. The record is from RefSeq and is a predicted model, not a curated record.